GCGCUGGGGGCUGGCGCUUCUCUCAGACGGGCAGCCGGACACCAUGAGCCUCAGCGAGGGGCAGGUGCAGGCGUUCCUGGACCAGAACCCCGGCUUUGCGGACCAGUACUUUGGAAAGAAGCUGAGCCCUGAGGAUGUGGCCAGCGCCUGCGAGGAUGGGUGCCCGGAGGGCUGCACCAGUUUCCAAGAGCUGUGCCAGGUGGAGGAGAGCACGGCCCUGUUCGAGCUGGUGCAGGACAUGCAGGAGAGCGUGAACAUGGAGCUGGUGGUCUUCAAGAUCCUGCGGCGUCUCUGCUCCAUCCUGCAUGCCGACCGCUGCAGCCUCUUCAUGUACCGCCAGCGCAACGGCAUGGCCGAGCUCGCCACGCGCCUCUUCAGCGUGCAGCCUGGCAGCGCCCUGGAGGACUGCCUGGUGCCUCCUGACUCCGAGAUCGUCUUCCCGCUGGACAUUGGGGUCGUGGGCCACGUGGCUCAGACCAAGAAGAUGGUGAAUGUCAAGGAUGUGACGGAGUGUCCCCACUUCAGCCCCUUCGCUGAUGAGCUGACCGACCACGUGACGAGGAACAUCCUGGCCACGCCCAUCAUGAACGGCAAAGACGUCGUGGCUGUGAUCAUGGCUGUGAACAAGCUGGGCGGCCCGUGUUUCACAAGCGAAGAUGAAGACGUGUUCCUGAAGUAUCUGAACUUCGGGACGUUAAACCUGAAGAUCUACCACUUGAGCUACCUGCACAACUGCGAGACGCGCCGAGGCCAGGUGCUGCUGUGGUCAGCCAACAAGGUAUUUGAGGAGCUGACGGACAUCGAGAGGCAGUUCCACAAGGCCUUCUACACUGUGCGGGCCUAUCUAAACUGUGACAGAUACUCAGUGGGCCUCCUGGACAUGACCAAGGAGAAGGAAUUCUUUGACGUGUGGCCUGUGCUGAUGGGGGAAGCCCAGCCAUAUUCAGGCCCACGCACACCUGACGGCCGUGAAAUCGUCUUCUACAAAGUCAUCGACUACAUCCUCCAUGGCAAGGAAGACAUCAAGGUCAUCCCCUCACCCCCCGCCGAUCACUGGGCCCUGGCCAGCGGCCUUCCAAGCUACGUGGCAGAAAGUGGCUUUAUCUGUAACAUUAUGAAUGCCCCGGCUGAUGAAAUGUUCAAAUUUCAGGAAGGGCCUCUGGACGACUCUGGGUGGAUCAUCAAGAACGUCCUCUCCAUGCCCAUCGUCAACAAGAAGGAGGAGAUUGUGGGGGUCGCGACGUUUUACAACAGGAAAGACGGGAAGCCCUUCGAUGAGCAGGACGAAGUCCUGAUGGAGUCUCUCACACAGUUCCUGGGCUGGUCGGUGCUGAACACCGACACCUACGACAAGAUGAACAAGCUGGAGAACCGCAAGGACAUCGCCCAGGACAUGGUUCUGUACCACGUGAGGUGUGACAAGGACGAAAUCCAGUUGAUCCUGCCAACAAGAGAGCGCCUCGGGAAGGAGCCUGCCGAAUGUGAGGAGGACGAGCUGGGGAGAAUCUUGAAGCAAGAGCUGCCGGGGCCCACCAAGUUUGCUAUCUAUGAGUUCCACUUCUCUGAUCUGGAGUGCACGGAGCUGGAGCUGGUCAAAUGCGGCAUCCAGAUGUACUAUGAGCUGGGAGUGGUUCGAAAGUUCCAGAUCCCCCAGGAGGUUUUGGUGCGGUUCCUGUUCUCUGUGAGCAAGGGGUAUCGGAGAAUCACCUACCACAACUGGCGCCACGGCUUCAACGUGGCCCAGACGAUGUUCACGCUUCUCAUGACGGGCAAACUGAAGAGCUACUACACGGACCUGGAGGCCUUCGCCAUGGUGACCGCCGGCCUGUGCCACGACAUCGACCACCGGGGCACCAACAACCUGUACCAGAUGAAAUCCCAGAACCCUUUAGCCAAGCUCCACGGCUCCUCGAUUUUGGAACGACAUCACCUGGAGUUCGGGAAGUUCCUGCUCUCCGAGGAGACCCUGAACAUCUAUCAGAACCUGAACCGGCGGCAGCAUGAGCACGUGAUCCACCUCAUGGACGUCGCCAUCAUCGCCACAGACCUGGCGCUCUACUUCAAGAAGAGGACGAUGUUCCAGAAGAUUGUGGAUGAGUCCCAGAACUACGAGGACAGGAAGAGCUGGGUGGAGUACCUCUCCCUGGAGACCACGCGGAAGGAGAUAGUCAUGGCCAUGAUGAUGACGGCGUGUGACCUGUCUGCCAUCACCAAGCCCUGGGAAGUCCAGAGCAAGGUCGCUCUGCUGGUGGCAGCUGAGUUCUGGGAACAAGGGGACCUGGAGAGGACAGUUCUGGAUCAACAGCCCAUUCCGAUGAUGGACCGGAACAAGGCGGCCGAGCUCCCCAAACUGCAGGUCGGCUUCAUUGACUUUGUGUGCACGUUCGUGUACAAGGAGUUCUCCCGCUUCCACGAGGAGAUCCUGCCCAUGUUCGACCGGCUGCAGAACAACAGGAAGGAGUGGAAGACCCUGGCCGACGAGUACGAGGUGAAGGUGAAGGCCCUGGAGGAGGAGAGGACGGCGGCGGCGAAGACGGCGGCCAGAAAAGCGGGCACAGAAGUUUGCAACGGCGGCCCGGCACCCCAGUCUUCCACCUGCUGCAUCCUGUGAGCCGGUCAGCGGGCCCCCUGCCCCCUCACGCCACUGGGGCUGUGCCUCUAACCACUGGUACAAGAGGUUAAGAAGCCUGAGAAAAUAACUGAAAACCAUUUUGGAUAUUUUGAAUUUUUUUAAGGUUUCUGUGUUUACGAACCAAAGCCAACUACGAACAAUUUGAACAGUGUAGCCUACCUUACAUUCAUCCACCUUUUGGAUGCAUAGUAGUACCACCAAGAUCUUCAAAAAGGGUCUGUGAACUGUGUGUCCAAAAGCACUGGGUGAAUAUAUUCACGCUGCACGUGUAUCUAUGUGUAUAUGGGUGGAGAAAUGGGUACAUAGAUGCCAAUUCCCAUCUGGUUUAGAAAAAAAUAUAUGCACAAAAAUUUAGAAUAAAAUCAACAG
Molecule: messenger RNA, 3001 nt
Organism: Kogia breviceps (pygmy sperm whale)
Lineage: Eukaryota; Metazoa; Chordata; Mammalia; Artiodactyla; Physeteridae
Gene: PDE6B
Product: phosphodiesterase 6B
Biological process (GO): retina development in camera-type eye; signal transduction
Cellular component (GO): photoreceptor outer segment membrane
Molecular function (GO): 3',5'-cyclic-nucleotide phosphodiesterase activity; protein binding
Source: RefSeq, a predicted model, not a curated record